CGGGACGGGGCGGGACCGGCUGACUGACAGAGGGCGGGGCCUGGGGGCCUCGUGACCCGCCGGGGUAUCACGUGACGUGGCCGCCCCGGCCUCCCAAGAUGGCGGUUUGCGUUGCCGUGAUCGCUAAGGAGAAUUACCCCCUUUACAUCCGCAGUGUCCCCACGGAGAACGAGCUGAAGUUCCACUACAUGGUGCACACGUCCCUGGACGUGGUGGAUGAGAAGAUCUCCGCAAUGGGGAAGGCCCUGGUGGACCAGAGGGAGCUCUACCUGGGCCUGCUGUACCCCACAGAGGACUACAAGGUAUACGGUUACGUGACCAACUCCAAGGUGAAGUUUGUUAUGGUGGUGGAUUCCUCCAACCCAGCGCUUCGAGACAAUGAGAUCCGCAGUAUGUUCCGGAAGCUGCACAACUCCUACACAGACGUGAUGUGUAACCCUUUCUAUAACCCAGGGGACCGCAUCCAGUCCAGGGCCUUUGACAGCAUGGUGACAUCGAUGAUGAUACAGGUCUGCUGAGUGAGAACGUGCUGCCCGUCGGUUGAAGAGAAGUGUUUUGUAUAUAACCAUGUGGUGUAGAGGUGUAUUUAUUAUCCUUUCCCUCUCCCCGAAUGUCACAGACGUUCUGAACGUGUCGUAUGGGGGCAAGGCCUGAUGUAGCACAUGUCAGCUAAAUGUUUUGUGACAUCAGA
Molecule: messenger RNA, 691 nt
Organism: Phyllostomus discolor (pale spear-nosed bat)
Lineage: Eukaryota; Metazoa; Chordata; Mammalia; Chiroptera; Phyllostomidae
Gene: TRAPPC2L
Product: trafficking protein particle complex 2 like
Exons: 5
Coding region: 99-518 (139 amino acids)
Biological process (GO): endoplasmic reticulum to Golgi vesicle-mediated transport
Cellular component (GO): cytoplasm; nucleus; TRAPP complex
Source: RefSeq, a predicted model, not a curated record